This is a messenger RNA of Pygocentrus nattereri (red-bellied piranha), 2505 nucleotides long. It is a transcript of the gene atad3, whose product is annotated as ATPase family AAA domain containing 3. Lineage: Eukaryota; Metazoa; Chordata; Actinopteri; Characiformes; Serrasalmidae. The record is from RefSeq and is a predicted model, not a curated record. Gene Ontology annotation, molecular function: zinc ion binding; ATP binding; ATP hydrolysis activity. The transcript is spliced from 16 exons. Gene Ontology annotation, cellular component: mitochondrion. Bases 116 to 2089 code for a protein of 657 amino acids. Gene Ontology annotation, biological process: mitochondrion organization.
CGCGAGACUUGGUUCGGCUCCGCAGCAGCGUGACUCGCACACGUGUGUCCGCAGCAGUAGGAACCGGCUCUCGGCUGCAGGUUCUCCGUCCGCCCUCUUCUCCAGAACCAGAACCAUGUCGUGGCUGUUUGGUCUGAACCGCGGUCAGCCCGAGCCCCCUCCGGACCUGCCCGUGCCUCCACCGCCGCCGCCUCCGCCGGGGGGCUCGGGGGGCUCCGGGGGAGACAAACCCAAGGACAAGUGGAGCAACUUCGACCCCACCGGGCUGGAGAGGGCGGCCCAUGCGGCCCGAGAGCUCGACAAGUCCCGUCAUGCUAAAGAGGCGCUGGAUCUGGCCCGCAUGCAGGAGCAGACGGUUCAGAUGGAGCAUCAGAGUAAGAUGAAGGAGUACGAAGCCGCGCUGGAGCAGCUGAAAGGUGAUCAGAUCCGCAUCCAGGCGGAGGAGAGGAGGAAAACGCUGAACGAGGAAACCAAGCAGCAUCAGGCGAGAGCGCAGUACCAGGAUAAACUGGCCAGGCAGCGCUAUGAGGACCAGCUACGGCAGCAGCAAGCUCUUAAUGAGGAGAACCUGCGGAGGCAGGAGGAGUCUGUGCAGAAGCAGGAGGCCAUGAGGAAAGCCACCAUCGAGCACGAGAUGGACCUGAGGCACAAGAAUGAGAUGAUGCGGGUGGAGGCCGAGGCUAAAGCUCGAGCGCGGGUGGAGAGGGAGAACGCCGACAUCAUCCGGGAGCAAAUCCGCCUUAAAGCGGCGGAGCACCGUCAGACGGUUCUGGACAGUAUCCGGACUGCCGGUGCCGUGUUCGGCGAGGGCUUCAAGGCUUUUAUUUCAGACUGGGACAAAGUGACCGCGACGGUGGCAGGGUUGACUCUGCUGGCUGUCGGUGUGUAUUCUGCGCGGAACGCUACGGGCGUGGCAGCGCGGUACAUCGAGGCUCGGCUCGGUAAACCGUCUCUGGUCAGGGAGACUUCGCGCAUCACGGUGACGGAGGCCAUCAAACACCCCAUCAAGAUGACCAGGAGGUUGAUGAGUAAGCCUCAGGAUGCGCUGGAGGGAGUUGUGCUCAGUCCGUCGCUGGAGGAGCGCGUCCGUGACAUCGCCAUAGCAACGCGCAACACCCGGCAGAACCGGGGUCUCUACAGGAACAUCCUGAUGUACGGACCACCUGGGACGGGAAAGACGCUCUUUGCCAAGAAAUUGGCAGUGCAUUCUGGGAUGGACUAUGCCAUCAUGACCGGGGGAGACGUCGCCCCCAUGGGGCGGGAUGGUGUAACUGCCAUGCACAAAGUGUUCGACUGGGCCGGCACCAGCCGCCGAGGCCUGCUGCUGUUUGUGGAUGAAGCUGAUGCAUUCCUGCGCAAGAGAGCCACUGAGAAGAUCAGUGAGGAUCUGCGAGCGACGCUGAACGCAUUCCUGUACCGCACCGGAGAGCAGAGCAACAAGUUUAUGUUGGUUUUGGCCAGUAAUCAGCCCGAGCAGUUCGACUGGGCCAUUAAUGACCGUAUUGAUGAAAUCGUGAACUUUGCCCUCCCUGGGCCCGAGGAGAGAGAGCGGCUCGUCCGGCUUUACUUCGACAGAUAUGUACUGGAGCCGGCCACCGGGGGGAGACAGCGGCUGAAGCUGGCUCAGUUUGAUUAUGGAAAGAAGUGUUCUGAAAUUGCUAAGAGAACGGAGGGGAUGUCCGGCCGAGAGAUUUCCAAACUGGGCGUGGCCUGGCAGGCUGCCGCGUACUCCUCUGAGGACGGCGUGCUGACGGAGGCGAUGAUUGACGCCCGCGUGGACGACGCUGUCCGCCAACACAUGCAGAAGAUGGACUGGCUGCAGGACACGGAGGGCAUCACUAUGUCUCCCAGCCACCAGGGGGCAGCAGCAGGCAAAGGUGCCAAAAUGGGCUUCAUUGUGCCUCAGGAUGCCCCUCCUCCAGCUCUGGAGGUGCUGUCUCCCUUACAGGAGCGCUGCCCUGCUCCGGACUCUACCAUCGCGCCGGGGGAGGGGGGUUCAGCCGCAGAGAAAGAGACUGUUCCAUUUGCAGGAGAAGAUCAACAAACUGGGGAGAAGGACGGGCCGCCCAGGGGGGGCACGCCGGUUUAACUGGGGUCCAGUUCAGGGGUCGUAUUAACACCACACCGCCGGUCCUGGGCCGGGUGUGUGUUCACAUACGUGUAUGUAUGCGGAGAUCAGCGCAGACAGAAGCAGCCUGGUUCUAGAUCGGAAUUUCUAAGCUGAAAUAACCCCAGACUGAGUGGGUAACUCUGGGUGAGUCCGUAGAGGUGCUGUAUCUGGUUAAUAAUAAUAAUAAUAAUAAGGACCUUUAUGAAAUGGCGGUCACUCACACAUUCAGUCGGCUCUGUGGAUGAAUCCAAUCCAGUGCGUUCUAAAGAUUUAUUUUUUAUUUUGAGGGCACAAAAUGGACAAAAUGCUAUACUGUGAUUUACACAGCCGCAUAUAGCAACUACAGAUGACCUAACAUUGCAUUAAAAUGCAAUAACGACACAUUUAAAGACUGA